UCCAGAGAAGCACUCCGCUAUAAAAUCCAAAAGCCCCAUUCCAAUAGACAUUCAAAACAAAAUCGAUUAAAAUCUCUCCAUAUUCCAUCAUAGUUCCUUCCAUUUCCUAAUCAAUUUCUAAUCUACCAAUGCCGAGCCGAUUCCCGGGAGCCAUAUCUCAAGAUUGGGAGCCUGUAGUGCUCCACAAGUCCAAGCCAAAGGCGCAAGACCUUCGCGAUCCAAAGGCCGUGAACCAAGCGAUUCGAUCCGGCGCGCCCGUCCUGACCGUGAAGAAGUUCGACGCCGGUUCGAACAAGAAAGCCACGGCAGCGCCGGUGAACGCGAGAAAGCUCGAGGAAGGAACCGAGCCGGCGGCGCUCGACCGGGUACCGACGGAGGUAAGGCAUGCGAUUCAGAAGGCGCGGCUGGAGAAGAAGAUGAGCCAAGCGGAACUUGCGAAGCAGAUUAACGAGCGGACUCAGGUGGUGCAGGAGUAUGAGAAUGGAAAGGCUGUGCCCAAUCAAGCCGUUUUGGCUAAGAUGGAGAAGGUCUUGGGCGUCAAGCUUCGAGGCAAAUCUGGCAAGUGAUUUUGGAAGCUGUUCCAAUGGCGGUUUCAUGUAAUUAAAAUGAACCGUUAGAUUAGUAACGGUGAUCCGUUUGGGAUACACGUGGCAAAAGUUUAAUAGGUUUAUUUCGUCAUGUUUAUGGCAAAAUCCACAAAUUAUUAUUAUUAUUAUUAUUAUUAUUAUAUAUUUUGAAAGAC
Messenger RNA from Cucurbita pepo subsp. pepo (vegetable marrow), 742 nucleotides. It is a transcript of the gene MBF1C, whose product is annotated as multiprotein bridging factor 1C. Gene Ontology annotation, cellular component: nucleus. Lineage: Eukaryota; Viridiplantae; Streptophyta; Magnoliopsida; Cucurbitales; Cucurbitaceae. Gene Ontology annotation, molecular function: DNA binding. The record is from RefSeq and is a predicted model, not a curated record.